Messenger RNA from Ceraceosorus guamensis, 906 nucleotides. RefSeq lists its product as hypothetical. The record is from RefSeq and is a predicted model, not a curated record. NCBI's taxonomy places the organism in Eukaryota, Fungi, Basidiomycota, Exobasidiomycetes, Ceraceosorales, Ceraceosoraceae. The transcript has 4 exons. The coding region runs from base 1 to 906 and encodes 301 amino acids.
AUGCUUCAAGCACGCUUCCGUCUUGCCGCACUACUUGCACAGCUGGGCGUGCUCCUUUUCGGGACUACUUGCCUGGGAUCGGGCGACGUGCCCGACGGUGUCAGAGAGAUGAGGCAGGCCCUUGAAGCACUUGGCGUUCGGUAUUGGUCUCCACCUCGUGACGUGGUGCCCGCAAGCGGGAGCCGUAGCUCGAGCUCAAGCUCGUCUUCCGAAGAGUCGCGUGCGGCUCGCACCCUGAAUUUACUUGAGCCUGGAAGCAGUUCUGGCUCGAGAGGGCCGUCGAUGGCAGGCGGACUCUAUAGGCACCCAAGCCUAGACUGGUUUAACAUCGGCCAGGGCAAGGCCUUGAACUGGCAUGACCCCAAUACCAGAGAGGCAGUCCACAGAUGGCACCCUCAGCGAGGCUUCAUCCGCUUUAAUGGCGUAGACUUCGAUUCUGCAUCCGUUCCGUAUGGCCAGAGGAUUCCAGGAGAAAGGGAGAAGUUGCAUAAAGUUCUCGACGACAUGGCGAGACAUAAUUUUGUACUCACUCGGUCAGGUCUUUCGGGCAGGCAGAGUUACACUUCAUACAACUCUGCUACUGGCAAAUGGGAGCCAAUCUGGCAGGAUGGAACGCAGCCUGCGUCCAACAUUGGAGGCCGCCCUGCGCGGAGCGCUCGCACACUGACAAUCGAUGAGGCUGCCCAUCGUAAUCGCAGACGCCAGACUUUGGUCCUACAAGGGCACCGACAGGGCCAAGAACAGUUUGACGGUGCCGGGUUGUCCUUAGCUCAGCCGGGACCCUCGACGGCCGGAGCCAGUUCGAGCGCUGCGCCGCCCGGCGGAGCGAGAAGUCGGAGCACUAGCCAGAGCAGUGGAUCCAACUCACGAGACUCAUCUGGGCCUUCGCUUGGGCGUUGGCUCUAA